AGAUGCGAGUGCGUGAACGCAGGUAAAAAUCUAGGGGGUCCUCAAGGCCAAUCGUUCCCACUGUUACGCAAUACAAAGGGGGGAAACACUUGUUGAGUAUAUUGUUACGAUAUCUAAUAAAUAAGCUAGACAUGCACGGACAUCGCUCAGUUAAUAAUUGUUAUACAUGAGGUUAUACAUUCCUGAAUUCCAACAGGCUAGUGGGGUAAAAAAUGUGGGUCAACUUUCUCUUCAAUUUUACCCACUUUCUUUAAAUCUUCCAAUUAGUUGGCCAGUAGUAACUUUAGUCCCAUACAAGUGCACCAUUCCGAAAUACAACGAAAAAUAAAUAAAAAUAGGAAACGACAACAAUGAAUUUCUCGAAACUAAGUCGCGCGUUGCUGCAGAGGGACUUCACGAGAGUCCUUGCAGCCAGAAGUGUCCAUCUCAACGGAUUCGUACUCAGUUCAGACAGACGACAGACUUUGAGCCACGGACAGAAACCUGAUUGGAAUAGGGCCGUUAGUGAAGCGGAGAAGAUCGUCGGAUAUCCAACUUCCUUUCUAAGUCUCAGAUGGUUGCUCAGUGAUGAAAUCGCCAAUGUUGCAUUGCACCUCCGGAAAUUGGUUGGUUCCAACCAUCCGCUACUCAAAACAGCUAAGGGUCUACUUUACAAUGGAAAAAAUAAUAUGCAAGCCUGGGGAUUGAUUGUCUUGUUGGUGUCCAAAGCAGCUGGUCAUACAGCCGACAUUCCCGAUUUGGAGCAGGACAAGGCGGCUGGAGUAUUGCACUCGCAGAGAGCUUUGGCGGAGGUGACCGAGAUGAUCAGGACAAGUCAUUUGGUCCAUAAAGGCAUGGUCAACUUGCAGAAAAACACCGAGGAAUCUGGAGACAUGGUUUUCGGUAACAAAAUUGCACUGCUCAGUGGCGAUUAUUUAUUGAGUAAUAGCUGUUCGGAAUUGGCCGGUCUGAGAAACCAGGAAUUGGUCGAGCUGAUGAGCUCGGCCGUACGCGAUUUAGCUGAAGUCGAGUUUGUUGGACCACGUGAUAAACAGAACAACCCACUGCCCGCGAAGCCCAACCUUGAGAAGGUUCACCAAGUGACACAACCAUGCGAGAACGGUAUCGAGCCGUUGGUCGUGAGCGACGCAUUGGGGAAUCCCCAGGCCGAAUGGACUUUGAGACACGUCUUGAAUGGAGGCAGUUUGCUUGGAAAAUCUUGUCAAGGCACAUUAAAAUUGGCCGGACAUCCUCUCGUUCUCCAAGAACAAGGUUACCUCUUUGGAAAACAUUUGGCAUUAGCUUGGCAGGCGUGUCUGGACCGUGAACCUUUUCUUCCGAGUUCUUCGGGACCGUUCAGUUUGGUCUCUGCCCCGCUCAUGUUCCAAUUGGCUCAUGAUCCGAGCUUCUAUUCCGAAAUCGAAAAGGGAAAAGAUUCUGUCGAUGACGUUGAUUACGAAUUUAUAAGGAAAACGGUGAUGACCGGGCCUGGAUUAGAGAGGACAAGGACAUUACAGAGAGAACAUUCGGCUGCAGCCAUUGAUGUACUUAACCAGCUUCCACACUCCGAUGCAAGAACUGCUUUAGCCAAUAUCAUAGCUGCUAUGGAAGAUUUAUAAAAAGAAACAUGACAAAUCAUUCAAAACGACUGAAAGACAUGGAUUUUUGUUAUUGAAAAAUUCUUUAUUUAUUUGUUUUUAUUUAAACGAUUAACUUUAUUUUACAAUUGGCAACUCGUGUAUGCAGUUUAUGUACAUAUGUAUUAGUUGUUAUAUAUAUAUAUAUAUAUAUAUACAAUACUUGUGUCAAAUGGAUGUAAUCUUCACUUAGUUGGGUUAACACGGGUAAUUAAUGUAGAUUUCUCUUGUCCAAAGCGCGUUAAAUUCAAUUUUGGGGCUGUAAAGACGAUUUAGCUAGAAAGAACAAUGUUUUUAUUACUGUUUAUUGCAUAUUUUAUAUUUAUUUUAUAUACACGUUUAGUUAUUAAGUAAUCCGGUGCAAUGUACUUUAUAAUUUUAGGUCUAUUCUAAAUGUUACCAUUUAUAAUUUUGACCAAAUUGACGUCCUAGGAUCAAAGAUUUAUAUACAUUUAUAUUAUUAUUAUUGUUAUAUAUUCCUCUUUAAAAUGUAUGAUCGCCUGUCUUUAGUCAUCGACGAUAUUUCUUAUACGAAACAUAUUUAUAUAGAAAAAAAAAACAAUCCCAUACAAUAAUUGCUCAAACAAAAAAUUAUAA
Messenger RNA from Nicrophorus vespilloides, 2213 nucleotides. RefSeq names its product decaprenyl-diphosphate synthase subunit 2-like. Gene Ontology annotation, molecular function: prenyltransferase activity. The record is from RefSeq and is a predicted model, not a curated record. Gene Ontology annotation, cellular component: transferase complex; mitochondrion. Lineage: Eukaryota; Metazoa; Arthropoda; Insecta; Coleoptera; Silphidae. The coding region runs from base 351 to 1598 and encodes 415 amino acids. Gene Ontology annotation, biological process: isoprenoid biosynthetic process; ubiquinone biosynthetic process. The transcript is spliced from 2 exons.